This is a messenger RNA of Condylostylus longicornis, 762 nucleotides long. RefSeq lists its product as uncharacterized. Lineage: Eukaryota; Metazoa; Arthropoda; Insecta; Diptera; Dolichopodidae. Bases 1 to 762 code for a protein of 253 amino acids. The transcript is spliced from 2 exons. The record is from RefSeq and is a predicted model, not a curated record.
AUGACCACAGUAAUUUUGUUGAGCACAAGUUUGGCAUUAGCUUCCCCACAAUACAACUAUGCGCAGCCAUCCGGAGUAACUGGUUUAGGACAUUCAAAUAUAGGAAGUAUUGGACAUGCGGGAGGUGUCGCUCAAGGAAUUAGUGGAAGUUCAUUAAAUCAUGGUAUUGGCGGUGGUGUUUCUCAUACUGGCAUUGGCCACGCUGGCCAUGGUUAUGCAGCAGCAGGUGGUCAAACACAUGAAACUAUUGUUACGAAACAAUUUCUUAUUCAUUCGGCUCCACAUGAACAAGACGAAGUCGGUGGGGAUAAAGUAAUUAACUUAGGACCAGCUCGUAAAAACUACCGUGUAGUAUUUAUUAAAGCACCACAUCAAGGUGCACAAGCAGGAAAAGUAAGAUUUAUUGCCCCAGCAAACGAAGAAAAGACUGUAAUUUAUGUAUUAAGUAAAAAAACCGACUUGGCUGAUAUUCAAGCUGAUGUGCAACAAGCCCAUUCAGAACCCACUAAACCAGAAGUACACUUUAUUAAAUAUAAGACCGCUGAAGAAGCAGUACAUGCUCAAAGAACAAUUCAAGCUCAAUUUGAUGCAAUUGAAGGCAAAUCACAAAUAUCUGAUGAAGGUGUUGCCCCACUUACAUCUGUCAUUGGGGCACUCGGAGAUGCAUCAUCUCAUGAUGUUGGAGUGCAAGGAAGUGCUGGAAGUUUUUCUGGUGCUGCUGGUGGUAGUGUCAGUAAUUCAUAUUUGCCACCAAGCUAUUAA